AUAAGUUACUAGCACCAUGGCAGACACUGAUAGACGCGAACUCGUCCGUAGUGCCGUUUCAUUCCUCUCAGACUUUACGACUCAACAAGCGCCGCUUGCCCAGCGUGUCCAAUUCCUUGAAGCAAAAGGCCUCAGUGGACCAGAGAUCGAGGAGGCAAUGAAGCAGGCGGCGAGCCAACCUACGCACUCGCAGCCUGCGGCACAGCCUCAGAAUAAUUUCCAAUCACCGUAUGUAACAUAUGGGCCAGCUAGCUAUCCUUCUCAGCAAUGGGACUGGCGCGAUUAUUUCAUAACUGCUGUGAUAUCAGGGUCAGUGGUGUAUGGUGCCGUUUCGCUGUUCAAGAAACAUCUUCAACCACACCUUAUUCCUCCAGCAGCGACUGCAUAUGAACAAGACCGCGAUGGACUGACAGCACAAUUUGAUGCUGCAGAGGCCCUCUUGAAAGAAAUCCAGGCAGAAACCGAAGCCGUCAAAUCUGCGGUGUAUGAACAAAAUGAACGGGUGAACAAAGUCACCAAAGACGUUGAGUCGGUAGUGGUUGAAAUGAGGGAAGGCGAGUCAAAGACGCGGGACGAGAUGCGUGAAAUUCGUGACGAAGUGGAAAAUAUCCGAGAAAUGCUUCCCAAGAUGAUUGAGAAGAACAAAGAGUCUCAAAAGGAGUCUCUUUCUGAGCUGCAGCAAGAACUCAAAUCCCUCAAGGCUCUGUUACUUACUCGCGGGUCUACUCCACUGACGAGCUCUCCUUCGACACCAAUACCCUUGUUGGCCAGUAGACCGUCGAUACCUUCAUGGCAAUUAGCUAGCUCGGCCCCGGUGCCAUCUACUGCAGACGACCUCCCGGCAGAUCCUUCACCAUUGUCCCUCGCUGCAAAUCACCUCCAAGAUGCUAGUGAAGAAGGUCCUCAUGCUACCUCAACAACAGAGGUUCUUCAAGCUCUAGUUCAGGUUCCGCUGCCACCGAACGUAGAGGAGGCACCUGUGACAGAAUACUCUGUCAGUUCCCCAAAACCCGUAUCAGCAUCUAUCGGGAUAGAAGAAAAUCUCCAGCUGCCUAAUAAUCUUCCCGCUGCUACAGACACAGCACUUCCGUCAGAAGUCCACAGCUCGGAUUCUGGAGACAUCGAUGGCAACGUCGAUGUUCUCAUCCACACAGACGUAUCUGCUUCCCAUGUAACAGAAGCUUACGGUUCUGACUCUGGAGAUAUCGAUGGCAACGCCGACGUUCCUAUUCAUACAGAUGCAUCUGCUUCGCAUGUGUCAGAAGUUCAAGACUCGCAAUCUGGAGACAUUGAUGACACUCCCGAUGUCCCCGUUCAUACAGAUGCAUCUGCUUCUAAUGUACCAGAAGUUCACAGCUCGGAUUCGGGAGGCAUCGAUGGCAACACCGAUAUUCCUAUCCAUAGGGACUCAUCUGCUUCGCACGUGUCAAAAACUCAAGACUCGGAUUCUGGAGACAUUGAUGGAAACGCCGAUAUUCCCAUUCAAAUAGAAGUACUUACUUCAGACGGCGAUGGCGAUGGUGAAAAGACGGAACAACCUCCAGAAAUCCCUUCUACUGUGCCUUCGUCAAAGUGCAGCGAAGCUGACGUAGAAGCUCUUCAAGAACGUCUAAGACUCGUUGAACAACGGUUUUCAGAUAUGUCGACAUCUUUUAAAAAACUUCAUGCAGAACGGUCGGCUGUAGAUGAUGUCAUUCGGGAAUUGACUCCUUUGGAGGAUGCUGAUGAUGCAACUGUACUACGUGACUAUUUGUCUAACAUGAACAUGAAGAUUGAGCUUACACAAGAUGAACUACAGCGUCUCAACGGAAAACUGACACGUCAAGAGGAACGUAUCGAGGAGCUCAGAGAUACUCACAGGCUUGAAACCAGGUCUCAGUUGGACCAGAUUCACAAGCUUCGUCAACAGCUUAACGAAGCAGAAGCCCUCGUUGCAGCCUCCCAAACUUCAGCUUCUCUUAUGGAAGAAGAAACAGGGAAGCAAACAGCCGAGAUCGAACGACUUGCAGUUGAAGUUGCAAAAGCAAAAGAAGUAGCAAAAGAAGAGGAAGAGAAACGCGUCAAGGCAAUUAGCCUCCUCAAGACUGUGCGUCAGAAGCUUGUCAAAGCCGAGAAGGAUAGAGACGAUGCGCUGAAGGAAAUCGGGGAAUCUAAGGAAAAGGACAGGCAGGAGCGAGACAAAGAGAGGCUUGAACGAGCAAGGCUACAGUCGGAAAUCGACACAGUCAAUGCAGAGCGAGAGAAAGCGGUAACAGGCUUAAGGACCCAGUUCGACAAAGAGGUAGCUGCUGUCAAGGAUCGCAGUGAGAAGGAGCUUUCUACCACCCGCGCACAAUUUGAAGUUGAAAUUGCAGCGCUGAAGAUGUCGCAUUCAACGGAAUUGACUCUUAAGAAGUCACAGAUCGCUACAUUGGAAGCAUCUGUCAAUAAUCUUUCUAGGGAGAAUAGGACAUUCUUCGAACAACUCCAGAUUCGGCAGGCCGAGUUGGAAUCCUCUCAGCACCACGUCGGGACCCUCCAGGGUCAACACACUGAACUACAGUUCCAGCUCAGGGAAGCACAGGAUCGCCUUACUCUUCUCGCCGAGGAAAUCUCAGAUCUUCGAGGGGAACAAGAAACGCGACCGCAUGAGCCAGGCGCUCCACAGGAAGAUGUCUCGCAGCUUAUCUCCACGAUGGAAGCCAAGUACGAGGCCAGAUUAGCAGAAAUCAAGAGGAACUUGGUCCUCGCAGAGAAGGAGCGGACAGAGAGCGAAGCGGACUGGAGUCGCAAGCUCUCCGAUAAAAGUAGAGAAACGGACGAGUUGAAGACGAUUCUGCAGUCUUCUGCAAAGUUACGAGAAGAGAAAGAGAGCACUACAGGGGUACUGAAAUUUGAAAUCGAGAAGCUAACAGCUGAGGUGCAGAAUCACCAGCGUCGUGCAUUGGAACUUCAGCUACAGGUUGACCGUAUGAACAAUUCCGAGGCGUCGUUCCAGCUUCGCAUCUCGGACGCUCAAGCAGAAGCCGAAGGUUACAAGAGCCAGCUUGAAAACCUGAAGGCUCAUGAAGUACAACUGCGUGGUCACACCAAGACGCUCCGAGAAGAACUCCGCAAGGUGCAAAACUCGGCUGCUCUACUUGAGCGUCAGCGCAAUCCAGGAGUGGGAUAUUGGACCUCGCGGACCGAGAACACUGAUUCUCGCGUGUCGGUAUCGUCCGGCUCUGAUCUUCCAUUGCGAGCUGCAUCCCCUAGACCAACAUCGCCCACCCCGUCCAAAGGCGAUGAAGACAUUAACCUGGAGUACCUUCGAAACGUGAUAUUGCAGUUUUUAGAGCACAAGGAGAUGAGACCCAAUCUCGUUCGCGUUUUGUCCAUCAUCUUGCGUUUUACACCACAAGAAACCCGGAGGCUGAUAGCGAAAGUCUAGUGAGGGAAUUAUUUUAAAAGGACGAUAUCUACGUUGCCAAGAUGUAUUAUGUAGGAUGCUCUUGGAACUUGUGAAACUCGCAGCUUCCUAUUGUGGUAACACCGCGCGACAACACAUACUGGCAACGCUCAACCUCCUGCCCAAUCCUUCACCUUUUCCCUAGUUCUUAAAUUUAUGAUAAAUACUUUUACUUUAAGCUGUUAACUAUGCUAACUCUUGGUCGAC
Messenger RNA from Suillus fuscotomentosus, 3634 nucleotides. RefSeq lists its product as uncharacterized. NCBI's taxonomy places the organism in Eukaryota, Fungi, Basidiomycota, Agaricomycetes, Boletales, Suillaceae. Gene Ontology annotation, molecular function: signaling receptor binding. Gene Ontology annotation, cellular component: peroxisomal importomer complex; peroxisomal membrane. Bases 17 to 3409 code for a protein of 1130 amino acids. The record is from RefSeq and is a predicted model, not a curated record. The transcript has 14 exons. Gene Ontology annotation, biological process: protein import into peroxisome matrix, docking.